AGAGAAGGGCAUGUUUAGGGAUGUUUUUAUCGACACUUUGAAAUCGUUAAAACAAAAUAGAGACCCUCUAUUGGCUACGAUGAACGUCUUUAUUCAGGAACCGACACUGGACUGGUUAGAGAACUCAAAACUCACUGAAAUAGCGCAGAGUAAUAAUGCGGAAUGGUAUCCUCUCCAAAAAAUCAUUCAAGCCGAGAAAAAACUGAAUGGGGCUCACUCUCGAGCAAUUUUGAUCGAAGAUUUGAGAGCCUCUCCUUACAGAAAGCUGAAACCGGAAUAUUUUGAAAAAUAUAUCAGUUAUGUCGAAGGCGAUUCUAGACUGAGUCUAGAUCGUACAUUUACUGUAGAAGAGCAAGUGAAUGUCCUCAUAGAUCACGCUACUGAUCAGAAUUUACUAGGAAGAAUGUACGUAGGAUGGCGUUCUUAUAUUUAAUGUGUUUAUUGUAUUUUUUGUAUUGUGUAUAUUCUAAUAAGAAAAUACUGCAUAUAAUUUCUCUACCAAUAAGCAUUAAAUGUUUGUUUGUUUUUUCUAUUA
This is a messenger RNA of Sitophilus oryzae (rice weevil), 535 nucleotides long. RefSeq names its product DNA-dependent protein kinase catalytic subunit-like. NCBI's taxonomy places the organism in Eukaryota, Metazoa, Arthropoda, Insecta, Coleoptera, Curculionidae. Gene Ontology annotation, molecular function: protein serine/threonine kinase activity; protein binding. Gene Ontology annotation, biological process: telomere maintenance; double-strand break repair. Bases 11 to 433 code for a protein of 140 amino acids. The record is from RefSeq and is a predicted model, not a curated record. The transcript has 3 exons. Gene Ontology annotation, cellular component: nucleus.